GUUCCCUGCGGAACUGGCCCCCCGGGGUCUAUCCCCACUCACCUCUGGGAGGUCCCCUAGGCCUCUCCGCUCCCCCACCGCCAGUUCAUGCUUCAGCCCCCGGCGCAGUUCCUCAUUCUCCUCGCACUCGGGCCUCAGGCUCAGUGGAGCUCAGCACUGGGGUGUUGGUGGCAGCACUGAGGGGCCCCCCACUGCCCCAUCAUGGCGUCUGCUCUCACCGUCCUCUUCCUUGGCUGCUGGCUGGCCGGUCACAGUGGGGCGUGGGGAGAGCCCAGCUACCCCAAACCCAACAUCUCCCUGCACCCAAGUGGGGCAAUCGCCCCGGGGGGAGCCGUGACCGUCCGGUGUGAGUGUCGGUGUCGGGGAGCGAGGGUCCUUCUGUAUAAAGCUGGAGACCCAGAAGCACGGCAGGGCAAAGACCCCCCAGAGGAUGUGGCUCAAUUUUUCAUCCACAACAUGAGCCAGAGAGAUGCAGGGAGCUACAGCUGCCAAUAUAGCAUCAAAUCCAACCUGUCCGUCUGCUCAGAGCCCAGCGACGCCAUGGAGCUGGUAGUAGCCGGUGAGGGGCCCGGCUCAGCUUCCCCGCUCCCAGCCCCACACCCAGCUGGAUACUCAGAAGGGCUCAGCCCCAAUGGGCCAGGCUCUGCCCUGAGCUCUGGAUCCAGCAGAGGGGACACCCGGCUGGGGAGCGGGGACGCAAUCACUGCGGGGUUCCCCAGCCAGGGGGAGCAGAAGCUGCUGGAGAUUCAGGGCAGAGGAAGGGGGGAUCCCUGCCCCCAGAGAGGCUGCAGAACAGGGGGCCUUUCCCAGGGGGAUGUUCCCCCAGCUGACACACAGAGGAGUCAGGGCCCAGAGGAUGCCCAGCUGGCUCCAGCCCCAGUGCUGAAUUCACUCCCCACCAGCCUGGACAAUUAAACCCAUAACAAAUGCCUGGUCGUUGGGCGAGGGGCCCAGUCGCUGAGUCACUGUUUCAGCCACUUCCCACCAGGGCCUGGGUGCUGGUUCCGUCCCUCCCCAGCCCCAGCCCACGCUCGAUUUCAUCCCACAAAGGGAACCGACCCAGCUGGGCCCCAGCAGCCGGAUCCCCCUCAACAGAGCCGGAGGGAGAAGGUGAGCCAGAGAAAUGGAACAAUUCAUCCCCCAGGGAACAGGGCUCCCCGCUCCGACGCCCAUGGGGCCAGUCGGGCUGUUUGGAGGGGGAUGGUCCUUGCAGACAGUGCUGAUGGGUUCAUUUCUUCUAUAUAGAGGGUGAUGGACAGAUCCAUGGGGAAGGACGGCUACGGGCCCUGGUGUACGCUGGUUCUAUUCCCGCAGAGGGAACCGCCCUGAUCCAGGCUGGAGCGGCGCCGGCUCCCACCCGC
Molecule: messenger RNA, 1361 nt
Organism: Chelonia mydas (Green sea turtle)
Lineage: Eukaryota; Metazoa; Chordata; Testudines; Cheloniidae
Product: osteoclast-associated immunoglobulin-like receptor
Exons: 4
Coding region: 202-915 (237 amino acids)
Source: RefSeq, a predicted model, not a curated record